AUGGACAGGCCUUUUAUGCCAAAAUACCAUACAUUGUCUGAAGUACUUUUGCAGCUGGUUGUCACGUGGAUGAUAUCACCUUCAAUUUUGUUCAACAAGCUCUCAGACGUGAAAAUGAAGCAAACUGAGAUGUCCCAUAGUUCGAGCGAAGCGGAGUCAGUGUUAAGUGGAGUUACCACGAGAAAUAAACCAUGUGGUCCACCAACGUGUUUUGAGUGUGCUGAAGUAGGCCAGACUUGCCGUUACUGUACUUCCAAGAAAUCUAAAGGGCAGAAAGCCAGGCUAGCAGAAGGUCAGGAUGUUAGGAUGAUCUCAUUAACAAGUAUGGGAUGCCUGUGCAAUUUAUAAUAUAAAAUAAAAGUUCCCGGAUGUUGCUGAAAAAGUGGCCAGUUUGAUCUUUGUAAAUUCAAUCUGACAAUCUGAGUAAUCUUCCCUCCGUCUUGAACGGAACAGGUUAUGGGCCCAGGACAAGGUAUGGGAGACUUCUUCUCGAUGGAGAUGAGCGCAAAUAUGAAAAAUGGGAAAUAAAAUUUCUCAGAUACAUGCAAUUACAAAAGUUGAAGGAUACCAUUACUGUAGCUGAAGAUACAGAAAUUGAUGCUGCCAAGAAUGAAGAAGUUUUCAUGGAGUUGAUACAAUUUUUAGAUGAUAAAAGCCUUGCCCUCAUAAUGAGAGAUGCACAGGAUGAUGGGAGUAAAGCAUUAAAGAUCCUUAAGAGCCCACUAUGCUGGUACAGACAAGCUAAGAGUGAUUUCGUUGUACACGGAACUGACUUCGUUAGUGAAGUUGGCACAUGA
Messenger RNA from Porites lobata, 797 nucleotides. NCBI's taxonomy places the organism in Eukaryota, Metazoa, Cnidaria, Anthozoa, Scleractinia, Poritidae. The record is from the annotation of a GenBank genome assembly.